CUCUUGCAGCUGCAAGAACGUGACUUUCAUUCUGCAGUUUUAUCAGGAGCUAAUUUUUUCCACUCUGCUUUCGUGCAAUAGUCGUCAGUUUCUACAUCAAAACUUUGGUUUUCGGAUGUAAAAUUUCACAUUUUUGAUUAGUCCGUUCCAUUUAGCCCCGGAAAAAUGGAUCCCGAGCAGCCACCUGAGCCCAAAUCCGAUCCGCCAGCGCCAAUGGAGACGGGCAGCGAACCCAAUUCUGCGGGCUCGGAUGCCAUGGCAGCGGCUACGGAGCAAGCCCGCCAGCUGGACCUGAUGAACCCGACACCACUGGCGGAUAAACCCAGUCCUCCGGGUGGCCGCGGCAAGGGUAAAGGGAACGGAAAAUACAUCGGACGCGACGGCAAAGAACGGAUCAGUCGCGCCGAAGAGGACCGUCUGCGCUAUACCGCCGUCCACACGCGCCCUGCCGCCGUCAAAGAUGAGAAGAAAGGAAGCGGCGGUGAUGUGGUCCGUCUGCACUCCAACUACAUCGAGGUGAAGGUGGGCACGAAGGGCGUCAUCUACCAGUACCAGGUGGAUUUCGAUCCACAGCCCGGCAAUCGCUCGCAGCGCUACGGCAUCAUGCACCGCUGGGCCGACAAGAAGCAGAUGGUCAAGCACGCCUACAUCUUCGACGGCGGCAGCGUCCUGUACGUCGGCCCAACCGCCGCCGAAUUAAUCACCGAGGAGUGCGAAGAUGCGGUGGAGUUCAAUCAGCAGGAAAUGAAGGUGCGCAUGCGGCGCACGGCCAAUCUGGACGCGCAGAAUCCACAAGUGCUGGUCAUCCUGAAUUCCCAGUUGAACCGAUUCCAGGAGCACGAUUUGAAAAUGGUCCGCAUCCAGGAUAACUGCUACGAUCCGGCUGGUAAAUUGGAGCCGGAAGGUUACCAGAAACGCCUGGAAAUCUGGCCGGGCUUUGAAACUUCCAUUGGGAUUUUCGAGCAGAAUCGCGUGUUGAUGAGCGUCGAUCAGCGCUUCCGUAUUAUUCGAAAUGAGAACGCUCGUGAUGCUUUGCGUGAGGCAUGGAGCAGUGCGGCGCGAACGGAGCAGGGACCGGAAAAUAUCCAGAAGAAAGCGGCCAAGGCCGUCGUUGGACAGACCAUCGAGACCAUGUACAACCACAUGGUGUACCGCGUUCAGGCCGUUGAGUGGACCAAGACCCCGGCCAAGACUUUCGAGACGCGAGUGCGUGUGGGCGAUAAAUGGGAAAAGAAGGAGAUUACAUUCGGCCAGUACUUCGCUGAUCGCUAUCACAUGAACGUCACUGACGCCAGUCAGCCGCUGCUGGUGGUCAAGCCGGCCAACAAGGCCCUGCGUCGACGCGGCACGGAGCAGAUUCUGCUCGUGCCGGAACUGUGCCGUUUGACUGGAUACACGGACAAGAUUCGGGCUGAUUUCCGCAUCAUGCAGGCGGUGUCGAAACAUACCAAACUGGAUCCCGGUCGCCGCAAGAACGCCACAGAGGUCUUCAUCCGCAAGCUGACUGGCAAUGAAAACGUCCAGAAAGAGCUGAAGCACUGGGACGUCCAGUACGGUCGCGAACUGGUAAAAUUCCAGUCCCGCUGUCUGCGCCCGCAGCAGCUCUCCCAGAGCGGACGUAAUUAUUCGUACGAUCACAUCAAGGCCGACUGGAGCACGGAUAUGCGCGGCGCCCAAUUCCAGACGGCCAUGGAGCUGGGCAUCUGGCUGGUGCUGACCACGCAGCCCAACCACGGCAUCACGGAGCAGUUUGUCCGCCAGAUCAUGGAGGUCGCCGGGCCGAUGGGCAUGCGUGUCGGCAGUCCCAAAGUGCAAAUUGUGGCUGAUACGCCGCAGGCGUACAUCGAGCAGGUGCAGAAGCUGAACCGCCCCGAUUUGAAGCUAGUGAUGGCUGUGUUCUCCUCGAACGCGAAGGAUCGCUACGAUGCCUUCAAAGAGACGCUGUGCUGCAAUCUGCCAUGCGCUUCGCAAGUAAUUUUGGCAAAGACGAUCAGCGGUGCUCCCGGAAAGAUCAAGAGCGUGGCCACCAAAGUGUGCAUGCAGCUGAACGCCAAGCUGGGCGGCGACAUCUGGACGAUGCAUUUCCCGUUUACUGCUCCGACGAUGGUCAUCGGCAUUGACUGCCAUCGUGACCGUAUGGCCCAGAAGACGCUGGUGGCGGCCGCGGCGGCUUGGAACAAGGGCUUCUCCAGGUACUACAACUGCGCGGUGUAUGCGGACGACGACGAUCAAAUUCUGACGUGUAUUCCGCUGCUUGUCAAGGAGUGCAUUGAGUACUUCAAAGCGCAGAACAAGUGCCUCCCGCAGGGUGUCUUCGUUUACCGUGACGGAAUUUCCGAGGGUCAGCUGGGCAACAUUAAGGAGAUCGAACUGGCUGGUGUGCGAAAUCUGACGAAUGGUCUGUCCACGGACAAAAAGAUCACGCUGACGUAUAUUUUGGUGAAUAAACGCGAGAGCACCCGCUUCUUCAAGGACGACAACGGGAACAUCCUGAAUCCGCUGUCCGGCACCAUCGUGGACGAUAUCGUCACCCGCCCGUUCCGCUACGACUUCUACAUCGUGUCGCAGAGUGUGCGUGAGGGCACGGUGGCGCCGACGUACUACAACGUCAUCGACGACGAUUCCCCGCUGAAGCCGCAGCAUCUGCAGCAGAUGACGUACAUGUUGUGCCACAUGUACUACAACUGGCCGGGAACGAUCCGUGUGCCGGCGCCCGUGCAGUACGCUCGUAAGCACGCGCAGCUGAUCGCGCUGAACCUGCACAAGAAGGCCGCGGACAGUCUGCGCGAACGCAUGUUUUACCUGUAGACGCGGUCGCGCGUUUGGGGAUACGUUGACGGGAAUGGGCGGCAUGGAUUUGUUGAGUGGAUGGAUAUUUUUUUGAUUGUUAGAGAAUGUUAUUUUUUUGCAUUUUCAGUUUUUAUCAUUUCCAUGGGGCGCGUCAUUGCGCAGCGGUUGGGACUCAGUCUGCCGCGUACGGUAUUUUUGUUUUUAACAUUUUGCGGUGGCAAGCCGGGUUUGCUGUACAGCAAUUUGUGAUGUUUCUUACUAAUGCGUGUAUAAUCGGAGAAUUUUGUUGUUUUGUUUCGUAACAAUUUUAUGAGGUGAAUUUUGCGCGUAAUUUCUGGUUGCGGAGGGAAGCUGUGCGAUGUGUCGAUAAUUUUCGGCUUGUGUUAAUUACUGGAUCUCGUUAACGAAGGAAUUAAACGAUCACCGACUGCAA
Paramacrobiotus metropolitanus is the source of this 3223-nucleotide messenger RNA. RefSeq names its product piwi-like protein 1. Gene Ontology annotation, biological process: regulatory ncRNA-mediated gene silencing. Bases 166 to 2808 code for a protein of 880 amino acids. The record is from RefSeq and is a predicted model, not a curated record. Gene Ontology annotation, cellular component: P granule. NCBI's taxonomy places the organism in Eukaryota, Metazoa, Tardigrada, Eutardigrada, Parachela, Macrobiotidae. The transcript has 20 exons. Gene Ontology annotation, molecular function: piRNA binding; protein binding.